Molecule: messenger RNA, 669 nt
Organism: Adineta ricciae
Lineage: Eukaryota; Metazoa; Rotifera; Eurotatoria; Adinetida; Adinetidae
Source: the annotation of a GenBank genome assembly
AUGUUCCAACUAUAUUUCUUCGAGGAUGUCCAUAAAGAAAACAAGUUUAUUAACAAAACAUUACAAUCCAAGAGCGUCAGACACUUAGAUCUUACUGAACCGUUACUUCGAACACAUUCGAUUCAUGAAAUAAAACGGACGUUUCUGGAUAAUGAUCGAAAUCUUGAUGAUGUAGUGGAUUAUAUUGGAGAAAAAAGUACGCAAUACAAAAUCUUAAUUAAUGAACUACUUUCAACAUGUCCUAUCAAUGGAUCAUUUCAAAUUCAGGUGACGGUUGAUGGCCAAGAUAUGGAAAGAUUCUUAAAGUUUUGUCAGAUCAAUCGAUUUAAAUGGAUAUAUCUUGAGUUUUACAAUGAUCGUCCUUCGAAACAACUGAUUGCCUCAUUCGAUCGGACAGGAACAUAUCCAAAUAUAAUUGAUGAAACCAAACUCUUAUUCAAAGAUUUCAAUGUUAAGAGAUUGAAAAUCAAAUCGGUUUUAAGGAAUGAUGGUAUACUUGAAGAAGAUAUCGAUUAUCACUUAUUCUGCGAUAAAGCAUGCAACUAUUUUGAAUUUCAUUAUAAGUUACCUUAUUCUAGUUGGGAAAUAGAACGCUUCUGUGGAAGUCAUGAUCUCUAUUUGACGAAAAUGUAUAGAACGAUGAUUCAAGCUCUUAUUUCGCUACAAUAA